AUGGGACUGGAUAGUUGGACUCAAAUCUACGAUUCAGGAAUGAACAUCAACCCAGGAAUGGCCCCUCUGUCUCCAGGACUGGGUGGCAGCUCGCCGCUGUCCUCGAUGUCACCCAAGAAGACCACUCUCCAGUCCCUGGGGUCUCUGUCAUCAGGGAUGUUCUCCCCCUCGCUGGCAAGGGCCUCCUGCCAUCAGGGGAAAGAGGCCUCGAGCCACUUGAGCUCCCCCAGCCCGUCCAUCAUGAGCUCACCAAAACUAUGGCAGAAAGCGUCCAUAUCUAGAUUGGCAGAGGAGUUUUUCUGGAUCGGGGGCAGCAUGGUUGCACAGCCUAAAUGGAGGCUGGGUCAAAUAGUGGAGAGGUGUAUGUGCACCAUGCAGACUGGCACUCAGAUGACCAAACUGAAGGGGAAGAAGAAAGGUCUGGUCCGCUUCUUCUACCUGGACGAGCACAAGUCCUGCAUCAGAUGGCGGCCGUCCAGGAAACACGACAAGGCCAAAAUAACUAUUGAUUCAAUCCAUGAAGUCUGUGAGGGAAAGAAAUCUGAGAUCUUCCGGAGGUACGCGGACAACCGUUUCGACCCAAACUGCUGCUACAGUAUUUAUUAUGGGGAGCGAGUGAAGUCCCUGGACCUGGUCUCAAACAGCGCAGAGGAGGCCCGCACCUGGAUCUCUGGGCUGAAAUACCUCAUGGCUGGGAUCAGUGACGAAGACAGUCUGGCCCGGCGUCAACGAACCCGUGAUCAGUGGCUACAGCAGACUUUCUCUGAGGCCGACAAAAACGGAGACGGCACCCUGAGCAUCGGAGAAGUUCACCAGCUGCUCCACAAACUCAACGUGAAUUUACCCAAACAGAAAGUCAAAGAGAUGUUUCAAGAGGCAGACACAGACGACAACCAAGGCUCUCUGGGCUUUGAAGAAUUCUGUUUGUUCUACAAGAUGAUUUCCACACGCAGAGACCUCUAUCUGAUAAUGAUCUCCUACAGCAACCAGAAAGAAGUCAUGGAUCUCCACGACCUUGCACGUUUCCUGGAAAAUGAACAGAAGAUGCGAGGCCUGGCCAAAGAGUAUCUAGUUGACAUAGUGGCAAAGUUUGAGCCAUGUCCUGAGAACCUGCAGCGGACGGUACUGGGUAUCGAUGGUUUCACCAACUACAUGCGGAGUCCCUUAGGAGACAUCUUCAACCCCGAGCACAAUCAGGUGAACCAGGACAUGACACAGCCUUUGUGUAACUACUUCAUUUCCACAUCACACAACACCUACCUGACAGGUGACCAGCUACUGUCUCAGUCCAGGGUGGAAAUGUAUGCCUACGUUCUCCAGGCAGGCUGUCGCUGUGUGGAGGUGGACUGCUGGGAUGGACCCGAUGGAGAGCCCAUUAUCCACCAUGGUUACACCUUGACAUCAAAAAUCCUCUUCAAAGAGGUUAUCGAAACGAUCGACAAAUAUGCCUUCACGAAAUCACAGUACCCAGUGAUCCUGUCCAUAGAGAACCACUGCACUGUGCCUCAGCAGAAAAAGAUGGCUGAGUACCUAAGAGAAGUGCUGCAGGACAAACUGGACCUGUCCACAGUCAACGUGCAUGACUGCAAGAAGCUGCCCUCCCCUGAGAUACUGAAAGGAAAAGUUCUCGUCAAGGGGAAAAAGCUGGCGGCAAACCUCGACCCCGAUGCUGAGGAAGGUGAUGUGUCUGAUGAAGACACUGGUGAUGAUGAUGAAGAGGAUGAAGAUGAUGAUGACCCACAGGCAAGUGAAACAUGAGUUGAUUGAUGGAUGGUUUUUAGGUUGGUUGGGUUAGGUGCUACUUCUAAAGAUCAACAUAAGAAGAAGAGACGAUUUGGCAGAUCGAUCAUGAGGAGCUUCAAACGAAAGAGGAAAAAGAGAAUUCGAGUGAAAAACAAGUCAAUGUCUGAGGGAGAAUCAGACAGCAGCAGGGAAAGGACCCAAAUUGUUUACCACCCAAAGAAGAGGAAAACAAUGAGGCUGUCUCGAGCUUUGUCCGACCUGGUCAAAUACACUAAAUCUGUUCGUGUCCACGACAUAGAAACACAAGCAUUUUUGAACAGUUGGCAGGUAUCGUCCCUCAAUGAGACUGUGAUGAACCAGAUCUUACAGCUGAAGCCAGGUGAGCUGGUGCGUUUCAACCAGCGGCAGCUCCUCAGAGUCUACCCAUCCAACUACAGAGUGGACUCCAGCAACUUCAACCCUCAACCAUACUGGAAUACAGGAUGCCAUAUGGUUGCGAUGAACUAUCAAACAGAGGGACGCAUGCUCGAACUGAACCGAGCCAAGUUCUCAACCAAUGGAAACUGUGGUUAUAUCCUGAAGCCUAAGUGCAUGCAUAAAGCUGCCUUCAACCCAAUGUUGGAGGAUCCUCUGCCAGGACGCAGAAAGACACAGUUAGUGCUCAAGAUUAUCAGUGGUCAGCAGCUUCCCAAACCUAAAGACUCCAUGUUUGGGGACAGAGGAGAGAUUAUUGAUCCCUUUGUAGAGGUUGAGAUCAUCGGUCUAAAUAAUGAUUGUUCCAAGCAGCAGACCAGGGUCGUGGAUGAUAACGGUUUCAACCCAAUGUGGGAGGAGACCCUCGUCUUCAAUAUUCAGAUGCCACAGAUCGCCCUGGUGCGUUUCCAGGUGUGGGAUCAUGAUCCCAUUGGGCAAAAUUUCAUUGGACAGAGGACUGUUGCUUUCACCAGUAUGAUGCCAGGUUAUCGGCAUGUGUACCUGGAAGGGAUGGCAGAGGCAUCCAUUUUUGUUCAUGUUGCUAUCUAUGAUAUAUCAGGAAAGAACAAACCCUCUAAUGCAGUGCAAGCUGCCAGAAAACACAUCAAGAAAGCAGCUCAGAAGCACAUGAAGGGUCCUCCACGGCAGACGUCUCUGGACUUCUCCGUCCAGUCCUCGGAAGAUGGACGGGCUCUCUAUUUCCGCAAGGAUCUGGAUACCAUCUCUCAGGACAGCAGGAACGGGGAUCUGUCCUUUCUGGCUCAAGGGCCAGCCGCCAAGGGUGCCAUCCACAAAGGGGCCAUGAGCGAGCCAGUGAGGCGAGCUCAUAGAGUUAAAAUUCAUGAACCAGCCGAGACAAGGAGAGGAAUCUUCAGCCGGAUGUCCUCCAUUGACUCCCACCACAUGGGGGCUGCUCCCUGUGUGAUAGCCGAGAGCUUUGACCUUGAGACCUCUUCCCAGGCUUCGUGUCCAGACGGUCCUGCUCCCGACAGCCAAAAUCGAAUUCAAGAAGAAGCAGAGAAUGAACUUCAUGAACCACCAGAGUCAAGCUGUGCAGAGCAGGAGACCGUUCACACAUUAGAACAAGAGGACCCUAGAAAAUCUGACAAAUUACCAGUAAAACCAGAACCUGAAAAACCACCAGAAACUCAGAGUUUGACUGAUUCACUGCCUCAGCAUCGGCCUGUGCCACAGCCUCUUUCCCAGCCUGAAGCCAAACCUACUCCUCUUAUCCCUCCAUCUUCCCCUGCCAGGGUAAGACGGACCCUGGAGGCUCCAGCCACCCCCCGGCCUUUUACCCUGACACGGACAAAGGUCCGCUCACGUAGUUGCCCUCGAAAACCAACUACCUCCCCUCACAUGGUGAACCAGCAACUCCAAUGGCAGACGCAUCGAGCACCAAAAUAUGGCAGCUACAGUAACCGUGUGAAGCAGGUACCCAAUGGUCUCUGCCUGUCGGACAGCACAUCAGGCGGCAGCAGCGGCGGCAGCACAGACAGCCUGGAGUUUGUGCCCUCCUGUGUGCCAGCUGACACAGGGCAGCGUGAAGGGACUCUGCAGAGGGAGAUGAGGAACCUGUUUGACCAAAAGAUUCGAGAAAUCCACUGUAAAUCGCCACUUUUUCCCGACGAUGAUACGGCAGAUUUGAUUUGA
This is a messenger RNA of Pleuronectes platessa (European plaice), 3870 nucleotides long. RefSeq names its product phospholipase C, eta 2b (gene plch2b). The transcript is spliced from 21 exons. The record is from RefSeq and is a predicted model, not a curated record. Gene Ontology annotation, biological process: lipid metabolic process; phosphatidylinositol-mediated signaling. Lineage: Eukaryota; Metazoa; Chordata; Actinopteri; Pleuronectiformes; Pleuronectidae. Gene Ontology annotation, molecular function: calcium ion binding; phosphatidylinositol-4,5-bisphosphate phospholipase C activity.